This is a messenger RNA of Metarhizium robertsii ARSEF 23, 1434 nucleotides long. Its product is annotated as TOS1 protein. The record is from RefSeq and is a predicted model, not a curated record. Lineage: Eukaryota; Fungi; Ascomycota; Sordariomycetes; Hypocreales; Clavicipitaceae. The transcript has 3 exons. The coding region runs from base 1 to 1434 and encodes 477 amino acids. Gene Ontology annotation, cellular component: fungal-type cell wall.
AUGAAGUACACUGCUUCCGUGCUACUGGCCUCUGCAGGCUUAGCCACUGCCCUCAUUCAGCAAUGCAGCAGUCGCGAGGCCGUCGACGAAGGCGGCAACUGGUUCUGUGGUGCCGUGGACCAGAUCCUCUACGAAGGGAUCCAAGGCAAAGGCAGUUUCAAGGCAGUAACCGAAAUGAGCGAUGCCGGAGAAUGUCUUCAAAAAGAUCAGUCCUACCGCGGACCAUUGGCUCCAUUGGACCAAGAUCUCUCUGUUCAUUUCCGAGGACCUCUUGAACUCAGGCAAUUCGCCGUCUACAACCUCGCUUCAAACCAGAAGCGCAACCAGAUCGAUCUUGAAGUCGGCGUUGAUAAAUCUGGCCCCGAGACAUCCAAGAUCUCGGCACGACAUAGACACGGCCACCGGUUUUUACACCGUGCUCAGCGGGACAAGCGAGGUGACAUCGUAACUGCUACCAUCAACGGCAAGGUUGUGACAUGGGAGAACGACUACUUUGGUCCUACUGCCGCACCCAACCCUGUCCCGGCCCCGGCUCCCAAGGUCCAGGCCGGCGCAGGCGCUGCUGCUGUGAAGGAUAAGGAUGCUGAUGCCGAUACCACUGCUACUACGAGCAAGAAGCCUGCUGACAAGAAGCCCACCGACAAGAAGCCCAGCGGCAAGCCUGCCCCCUCGGGAUCUGACUGGGAUCGUGUGGCUUAUUACAACGCUGUGAAGCAAGUUUCCGAGAACAUCGUCUUCAUGGGCAACCACGGCGGCCAGGGUUCCGGGGUUUUCGACACUGUCUGGGGCCUUUCCCUCUCGUAUCUCAACUCCACCGGCACCGGCGGCGCCUCGUCCCCGGAAAUCCUCGAAAACAUCCUGAUCCCCUCCAACACAGAAUUCUCCAUCUUCUCGGCGGAAAAGUGCGACGGCAGCUGCGGCUUCUCGCGCGUCCCCUCGAUCGCGUACAAGGGCUUCGGCGGCGCCAACAAGGUCUUCCUCUUCGAGUUCAAGAUGCCCUCGGACGGGACGCGCUGCCCGGCCGGCACGCGGCCCGGGUCCCCCGGCUGCGCGAACCCCGACAUGCCCGCCGUCUGGGCCCUCAACGCCGCCAUCCCCCGCGCCGCCCAGUACAAGGGGUGCUCGUGCUGGGGCACCGGCUGCGGCGAGCUCGACAUCUUCGAGGUCCUGGCCCCCGGGGACUCCAAGUGCAAGAGCACCUUCCACAUGGCCAACGGCGCGGGCAGCUCGGAUUACUUCAAGAGGCCGACGGACGAGUACAUCAAGGUGGCUACCGUUUUCCACGAAGAGACGGCCAGUGUAUCGAUUAAGAAGCUGUCGGACGAUGUGGACUUUGCAAAGGGCCUCGAUGACGAGACUGUGCUGUCGUGGUUGAACAGGCCGACGGAUGACAAGGCGCUCAAGCUGAGCAGCUUGUUCCAGCUGUCGAGCUGA